AUAACUUUUUUUCAUUACUUUCAAUAUGCUCCGAAAAAUUUGUUAAGAGAAUCAUGCAAUGAUCCACCUUUUAUGCCGAACCUUUUGCUUUAUUUCACAUUUAUAUUUAUCUUCAACAAUUUUACUAUGCAACAUUUAUAGCAAAAUUAUCUCAAGAAGGGAGAAGAUGGAAAAAGAAAAUAUACAUGGUCCUCAACAUUUUGAUCUGAAUACUGGUGCAAAUAUACCAUCAGUUGGUCUUGGAACAUGGAAAGCUUCUCCUGGUGUUGUUGGUGAUGCUGUUGUUGCUGCAGUCAAGGCUGGCUACAGACAUAUCGAUUGUGCUCGGGUAUAUGAUAAUGAAAAAGAGAUAGGCGAGGCGUUGAAGACACUGUUUUCUGCUGGGGUUGUACAGCGUGGUGAAAUGUUCAUCACAUCAAAGCUAUGGAUUAGUGACUGUGCACCUGAAGAUGUCUCGAAGGCACUGGCUAGGACUCUAGAAGACCUGCAGCUUGACUACAUCGAUUUAUAUCUGAUACACUGGCCGUUUAGGACGAAGUCGGGAUCAAGGGGUUGGGACCCUGAGGUCAUGGUUCCCUUAUGUCUUUCAGAGACAUGGAAUGCAAUGGAAGGUUUAUUCGCCUCAGGUCAAGCACGUGCGAUUGGUGUCAGCAACUUUUCAACUAAGAAGCUUCAAGACUUACUCGGAUAUGCUAAGAUUCCGCCAGCAGUUAACCAAGUUGAAUGCCAUCCUGUUUGGCAACAACCAGCUCUUCAUAAUUUGUGCAAUUCUACUGGUGUUCAUCUCACGGCAUAUUCUCCUCUCGGUUCUCCAGGAUCAUGGGUUAAGGGAGAAAUCUUGAAGGAACCAAUUUUGAUUGAAAUUGCUGAAAAACUUAACAAGUCUCCGGCACAAGUGGCUCUAAGGUGGGGUAUCCAAAGUGGUCACAGUGUCCUUCCAAAGAGUGUAAAUGAAUCUAGGAUCAAAGAGAAUCUUAGCUUAUUUGAUUGGUGUAUCCCUCCAGAACUCUUCUCAAAAUUCUCACAGAUUCACCAGCAAAGGCUACUUAGAGGGGACUUUGCAGUCCAUGAAAGUUGUAGUCCAUACAAAAGUCUUGAAGAUUUGUGGGAUGGAGAAAUAUGAAAUGGAGAUAAUUUGCAUUGCUAUUUUGACUAAAGAUAUGUUCAUUUCUCUUCGUGAGGGAUUUAUGUGAAUACUGAAUAGGUAGAUAUAUUAGCCGAAGAAAACAUUUAUAAUUUCGUUAUGAUGAGGCCUUCAUUUAAGAUAGUUUCUCAAUCCGCCCCCACAUAUGCUCAAAUAUGCCAAAAUACACUACCGGAAACAUGCUUCCUGUAAGCCCUGGCGUUUUUGGGUGGACGGAUUGAGAAAUUAUGUUCGUUUAAUCAUUUUCCUUUAAUCCAUGAAUUUGUUGUUUCAUCGGAAGAAAAGCGGAUAGAAAACAACUGAUCAAUAAACUAGAGAUAACUGAGAAAUAACAGAUUUUUUUUACAACAUA
This is a messenger RNA of Medicago truncatula (barrel medic), 1496 nucleotides long. Its product is annotated as NADPH-dependent aldo-keto reductase, chloroplastic. The coding region runs from base 59 to 1123 and encodes 354 amino acids. The transcript has 8 exons. Lineage: Eukaryota; Viridiplantae; Streptophyta; Magnoliopsida; Fabales; Fabaceae. Gene Ontology annotation, molecular function: oxidoreductase activity. The record is from RefSeq and is a predicted model, not a curated record.